Wickerhamiella sorbophila is the source of this 1887-nucleotide messenger RNA. Its product is annotated as Kinesin heavy chain. The transcript has a single exon. Gene Ontology annotation, biological process: mitotic spindle organization; microtubule-based movement. The record is from RefSeq and is a predicted model, not a curated record. Bases 1 to 1887 code for a protein of 628 amino acids. Lineage: Eukaryota; Fungi; Ascomycota; Dipodascomycetes; Dipodascales; Trichomonascaceae. Gene Ontology annotation, molecular function: ATP binding; microtubule motor activity; microtubule binding.
AUGGAGCGCGCUCCAUCACGCCAAGCAUCUCGUAUAGAGCGCGCACCUAGUAGGGCCGCCAGCAGAACAUCAACGACCAGUGAUGCGGCUUCAAACGUGCGAGUUGUAGUGAGAUUCCGUCCGCUCACUUCGUACGAGGAUGAUUCAGGUGAAACAGCAGUUCAGAUUCAAUCAGAAUCGCAGUGCCAAGUACACCAUGAUGGACAAAACUUUGAUUUUGCAUUUGACAGGGUAUUUGGACCGCAAUCUACACAGGAAAUGGUGUUUGAUUACUCUCUUCGUCAGACGGUCGACGAUGUGCUGAGAGGAUACAACGGCACAGUUUUAGCAUACGGCCAGACAGGUGCUGGCAAAUCUUAUACCAUGAUGGGGCCCGCGCUCAGCGGGGAACUGUGUGGUGCUAUCCCUCGCAUCGUCAAUCGCUUGUACGAUGAAUUGACUCGCAAUGACGAUAUCGAGUUUGAGGUCAAGGUCUCGUAUCUGGAAGUUUAUAAUGAGCGAGUCAAGGAUUUACUUGAGCCGGCGAACGAUAACUUGCCUGUUCAUGAGGAUACUCGCUCAUCUAGUUUCUAUGUCAAGGGCCUCACUACAAUUUCCGCUCCCACCGCAGCGAUUGUCUACGAUACGUUGGAGAAAGGUUCACGGAAUCGAGCUACUGCGUCCACCAAUAUUAAUCAGGAGUCCAGUCGCAGUCACUCGAUUGUGUCUCUGAUCGUCAACCAAAAAAACAGGCUGACUGCAGAGCACAGACGAGGACAGUUGUUUUUGGUCGAUCUUGCAGGGUCAGAGAAAGUCCGAAAAACCGGCGCAGUUGGCCAAGUCUUACAGGAGGCCAAAAGUAUCAACAAGUCGCUGUCUACUUUGGGUAUGGUUAUCAACGCGCUAACCGAUAGCAAAAGUCUACACGUGCCAUACCGUGAUUCAAAGCUCACCCGCAUUCUCCAGGAAUCUCUAGGCGGCAAUUCGCGGACUUCGCUUAUUGUAAACUGUUCUUUGUCGAGUAUCCACUCGAGUGAAACAUUAUCAACGCUGCGCUUCGGUGUUCGAGCAAAGGCUAUCCAGAACAAAGCCACAAUUAAUGCUGAAUUCGACUCUCGGGCCAUCACACCUCGGCAGGUAUUUCUAUUGCAGCAAUAUUCAGAUGCUCUUCAGAAAGAAAUAAUCAGAUGGCGAGCUGGCGAGCGUGUUCCACCAUCUGAAUGGGCUGAAAUGGCACCGCAACCGCCUGUGGCUGCUGCAUCUUCGGCAAGUGUUCUUCGGCGGCCCAGCUCGGCCUGCUCUCGAGCUGUCACAGGUAACAACAAUACAAAUGACGCCAAAAUUGUUUCUUUGGAAACACAAUUAGAAGAUCAACUGCUUCAGGCCAAAGCUAGCAAGGAUCAGCUGGCGGAUCUGUUUAACCAGCUGCAACUCAAGUGCGCACAAAUCGAGGAUCUAGAAGUAAAGCGUGGGGAAAUGGAUUCUGAACUCAAACAACGAGACGAAGUUAUUGAACAACUCCAACUACAACUCGAACAGCUCCAGGUGCAUUUGGAGAAGCUUCAAGAUCAAGUCGACCGCGCCCAGGAGUACACGGAAGAGGAACGUCGCAACGUGCAUAUCGCCACCAUGAAACAUAAUAUACGGGCACUGAGCGAUAUGCGGAAUAGCCUUCUUGAACAGAACAGCAAGUUGACCCGGCAGCAUGUGGUUGAUUCACGUAAACUUGAAUGGCGUCAAACUCGUAUCCUGGAGCUCGAAGCGGAGCUUGCUGCGUGCGAGAAACAAGGUAAUGAGGAAGAAGAGCUACUGCGUAAAAAGUUGCGGACUCUGGAGCCCAAACUUUUGCCCAAAUCACCCACCCAACCAGCCCUUUCUGUGCUGGCUCCAACUACCAUGCUCAUUUAG